AUGUUUGUUUCUGGUAGAUACUUGAGUUCCUCUGAACAGCCUAGCAAUGAUUCCUUGGGUCACAGUACCAGACGGCUCUUGUCACUCAACAGGAAUGAGAAGAAAAACCACACCAGCAAACUUCGAGAGCUGGCGCUGCUGCUCCCCAUUUCUCAGAAGAGUGGAACCAAGAAGCACACUAAGAAGGAGAUCCUUUUGCAUGUUCUGAACUACAUCCGGUACCUUCAGAGCAGUAUCAAUGUGGUCCAGACCCUGAUCGGAUGCCACAUCAGCAGCAGGGAAGUAGGGGCUGCAGAGCUCACCUGGGAGCCCACCACACCUGGAAGGCAGGAGAAUGUUCUGGACCAGGAGAGAAAGUCAGACACCGUGUCCUUCAUCCUCCCACCAGCGCUGGGUCAGAACUCAUCUUCAGACCAAACCAAGCAGAGAUUCUCCACCCCGCCCAGCUCCCCAAGCUCUCAGAAUUCUCAUUUUUGGGAGGCCUGCCACAAACCUCGCAAGAAAAAGUGCAAAUCGACCCGAGGAUCAGAAGAGCAGGAUGGACCCCAGAUGCUCCGCCGCUCUCUGGAUCUACAUAAGCCUGAGGAAGGGGAGACCACAUUUCCAGACCUGAGAGAAGAAAACUUGGGAGUAACCACCACCCCUCCAAAAUGCCUUGACCUCUGCAAUCCCCUCCCGGCUGCACUAUCCUCGCUCCAGGAUGGUGGUGAAGAAGGGAUAUUCCAGCUGGUAGUGCAGGACCUGGCUGAGAACAUCGACUCCUAUGACUUCACAAACUUCUGUGCUAUUGACAAUGCCAAGGAUCAUGAGCCCAAGGCUGAUGAAGAGGCCCAGCGAGCAGUGGAAACAGCCUUUCUCUUCAACAAGGUGCACAUCUCUCCCAGGCAGAUGCUGAUCUCCAGUGAGGAGCUGGACAAGGAAAUCCUAGGUGCUAACAUUUGGCUUCCUGCCUGGGAGACAAAGGACGACCCCUCGGAGACCCCACUGGUCUUGGAGCUUCCCCAGAGCAAUACCUGGGGUGCGACAAGCUAUACAAGCGACAGUUUAGCACUCAGCCCUUUGUUCUUCAGCUCCCCGAGCAAAGUCCUGCCAGAGCCCAUCCUACAGGAUGACACCUUCUACCUGACCGAGGGUCUCCUGGAAGAUGCUUUCUUGCAGCUGGAGUCCCUGCCUUCUCCUUGCUCACCCAAGGCUCCCCUAGGGAAGGAUGGCCCAUCCUGGGCCCCCCAGGAGCUUCCUGGUUCCUCCAGCCAGAGCUGGCCCUGCACCCCCCCAGACCAAUGCUACCUCUCACUGAGUGACAGCAGCGAGACGUCGUCCGGAUCUACUUCUGAGGACACGGCCACGGAUACGGAAUCCAUGUGGGAGCAGGAAGAGGACUUGCAGGCCGACCCCGAGGGCAUGCAGUCCUCCAGUAACGAGGAUGACUGCGCCUGGACCCCUUCCAGGCAGGCCUUGAACCCUCCCUGGGGCAGGAGGACAGCCAAGAAGAACCGGGCCCACAGGGUCCCCGGGAGACCCAAAGAGAACAAGAAAGCGCCCUGCCCAGCCCAGGCGAAGAAAAAGUGUGUCAACGGCUUCAUCAUGUUCUGCAGGAUGAACCGGAAGCAGUAUAUCCGAGCCUGCCCUGGAACCGCGUCCACCGCCGCCACCAAGGAGCUGGCCCAGCUGUGGCGCAUGAUGUCCCUGAAAGAGCGUAGGCCAUACUGCACCAAGGCACGCAGGUUCAGCCGGCAGCACAACCGCGUGGUGAAGCAGGAGAACUCCAGCAGUGAGGACGACGAGGACUGGGAGAUGCCCAAGCCCUUCUACCAGCUGCUGGCCCAGCGCGCAUGUGUGCCCCCGGAGCCCACCUCACCACCCAAGCCUGGCCACCAGUGA
Messenger RNA from Dipodomys spectabilis (banner-tailed kangaroo rat), 1881 nucleotides. It is a transcript of the gene Meiosin, whose product is annotated as meiosis initiator. The record is from RefSeq and is a predicted model, not a curated record. The transcript has 13 exons. NCBI's taxonomy places the organism in Eukaryota, Metazoa, Chordata, Mammalia, Rodentia, Heteromyidae. The coding region runs from base 1 to 1881 and encodes 626 amino acids. Gene Ontology annotation, molecular function: protein dimerization activity.